Colletotrichum aenigma is the source of this 5907-nucleotide messenger RNA. RefSeq names its product Ankyrin-2 (gene ANK2-0). NCBI's taxonomy places the organism in Eukaryota, Fungi, Ascomycota, Sordariomycetes, Glomerellales, Glomerellaceae. Bases 1 to 5907 code for a protein of 1968 amino acids. The record is from RefSeq and is a predicted model, not a curated record. Gene Ontology annotation, molecular function: zinc ion binding; protein binding. The transcript is spliced from 7 exons.
AUGGAUGAGCUUACAGAAAAGGAGUCCCGAAUUCUGUCUCGGUUGACCUUACGACAUGAACCACCAAAUCCUGCUCUAGAUAUCGUUGCGGUCCACGGGUUCGGAGGAGAUCCCUAUCAGUCUUGGACCUCAGGCAAGCCUGGGGAACGGGAGAGAUACACGUGGCUUCAGGAACUACCAUCAAACCUGAUACACAGCACUCGUAUCCACACAUUCUCGUAUAGCUCGAAAGCCAACGAUGCUGCUGAUAUUUUGCAUCCCGAGGAGCUCACCCUGACUUCCAAAGUCCUUCUCCGAGCCAUCAUCUCAGCAAAGAACGAGGAAUCGGACAUUCCCAUUGUCUUCAUAGCACAUGACAUUGGGGGAGUACUUGUAAAGAAGGCACUGCUCAUUGCCGAAGCUACCGAGCCCUACAGAAGCAGCAUUGCCAAGCAGUGUAGACGACUAGUAAGAUCUAGUCUCAUCCUCCAAUCCAGUUUCCACGAUUUUCUAAGAGAACUUGACUCGCAGAUAUUCUUUGCAACACCACAUCGCGCAUCCACGAUCGGAAGCUCAUGGGAGGAUCUGCUGUUUAACAUUCUUCUCGCCUCCCGAACAACGUCUCUUUCUAUGUCCAUGACUUAUGCAACCCAGCUAAAAACCUUUUCGAUCUUUAUUCAGGACGUCUCUGAUAAGUUCACGCAUUUGUCUCCAAGACACCUCAUCAAUGUUUAUCAGCAAUAUGACGAGAGCAAGAGCUCCAGUCCGGUGAUCAACCAAUACUCGGCGACGACAGGCCUUGCCCACGAAUUGAAUAUUCCACGCCAGCUGGACCAUCUGGACAUGUGCAGCUUCUCGGGCUCCGACGCAACGCUUUCUAUCAUCUCAGAAUUUAUCCAAAGAGAGACCCAUUCAUCGUACAGACAAUGCCUUUCCGACAUUUCUGCUGUCUCGCCUCCAUCUGUUAUCCCGGAUAUAAAAUUCGACUUCUUCAUCCGGGAGCAUGAUAUAAGCUCCCGCUACCUGGAAUUUCGCAACUGGAUAAAGGAUCCGUCAUCACGCAUCAUUACAACCAGCGGAGGUAGCGGCAUCGGGAAGGGGUUGGUUGCAUGUGCUCUCUUCCGUGAGCUCCAGAAGAGUUCCCUAUGCGCAGCAUACUUCUCUUUCUCAUUCAGCGGCUCUGAUACCCGUCGAGCCUCCACCACCCAUCUUUUGGCUUCGGUACUAUUGCAACUAUUUGACCAGGAGCCGGCAAGAUAUUCGAGGAUUUCUGGCAUCCACGAGGCCAUGCUGACUUCUCACUCAACUGCCUGGACACAGGCUGUCUUAAUGACCAUCUUUCAAUCGAUUCUUGAAACCAAGGAAGGUCGAAGCCCCCUAUACCUUGUCAUCGAUGGCCUGCACAGGUGUGACGAGUCCUGGACCGUCCUGCUCGAGGCUUUCCUGGCAAUCUUCAAAACCGACCGACAUACAAAGAUAAAGGUUGCCAUAUUCUACCAGGAACGAGAGGGCUUGCAGGAAGUACUGGAUUCUUUCGGCGAUUAUCGUCUGCGAGGUCCUGUCCUGAUGAAAGAGCCACCAGUUCUACCCCUGAGUGAAGAUUUAACGAACUCACUGACCAGAUGCAACCCUGGUCUUCUUUCUCUUGCACCCCAGAUCCAGGCGGCCCUGGACAGAUGUACGAAUAUCCCCGAGCUGGUGCUGACGCUUCAUACCCUGAAGAACAGCAUUGAGUCCCCAAAUUCACUUGGGUCUAUCAGGGCCUUGGCAGCAAAUCUUCCGCCAUCCCUUCCGGACGAGGCGUCUUUGCGCUUCAAUAGUCUUCGCGCGUGGGGAAGAACUGCAGUGGGCUGGCUUUGUUAUGCACAACGACCAUUGUCACUCGCUGAACUCGUUACAGCCGUGGCCAUCACCAGCCGCACCGCAGAAUUCACUGCCUCGUUCGACCCCGAGGAAAUACCUCUGGAUGCUGCAGCCGAAAUGGCAUGUGCUUUUGGCGGCUUGACAAGGUUUGAAGAUGGUGGCAUUGUCUUUAUCGCAGACACUAUCAAGACCCGCCUUCUUAAGUUAGUCGCCGAAAGCCAGCAGCACGAUGUUGCCAUACCAGAAAAUGCUCAGAUCACCGCGAUUCUGAUCGGGUAUCUUUCCUGGAAAGAGUUGCGCAACCCAGGUGAGCAGGCCCUGGACGACUUGCCGUUCAUCCAACGGCCAGGACCCUCAGACUUAGCGCCUUACGCCAUGGGCUUCUGGUCCCAUCACUACCGGCUCUGCGCACCAAGCCACCCGGAACUGACCAAGGUGUUACUAUUUAAGCUGGAAGACAUAGCUUCGCUCUCCAGGACAACGCCAUUCUUGUUAGCCUCUCAGCUUAAGUUGGUCGACAUUGCAACAAAGCUGAAGGAAAGUUCUGUGAUCCAGAAAACGGAUUUUGAAAAGGCCAUCGGCAUGGCCGGUCGGCUGGGCCACGAAGAUGUUCUUGGUUAUCUCCUUGACGUAUGUGUUUUCACCGAAAGAGAAUUGUGCGAUCUUUCCGAGGCACUUCGUCAAGCCUCCGCUCACGGGCACGACAACGUUGUCAAAAAGGUUCUCGAGCAUGCCAGGUCGCACGAACGUCUCAACACCCUUCCCCUCAAUGCCCUGCUCUGCCAGGCAGCGCUGUUUGGGUACGAGAGUCAGGCGAAACUCUUUUUUGAAUAUGGCGCCAACGUAAACGCUGUCAUCGACCAAAAAACACCGCUCCAGCACGCUGUUGAAAACGGACACGCAUCGGUGGUGCUGUAUCUCUUGUGCGAAGGAAAAGCUGAUGUCAACUCGGCAGCUGCGACUGAAACUGAUGCUCCCAUUAUCUUGGCUGUAGCUAAGGGUUACCAACUCGUCGUUGAGCAUCUUCUUAGAUUUAAUGCUGAGACUCAAGUACGUACGAAAGACCAGCAGUACGUAUUGGAAGAAGCGACGCUGCUCCACGUCGCGGCUCAUUUCGGUCAUCUGGACAUUAUGAAACGUCUUCUCCAUAAGUUGAAGAUGGGGUGUGAUGGUGAAAGCUCAAAAGACCUAAGCAUCGACGAACAAGAUAGCCUCCACCGGACCCCCCUUAUGGUCGCCUGUGUCCAAGGAAACGAAAGUAUCGCGAGACUUCUCCUGGAUUACGACGCAAACGCUAACCCGGAGCCGGACAUUUACAAACAUAGCGCGCUAUACUAUGUAGUUCGCUCGGGAAGGGUCGGAUCCCUGGUCAAGCGAAUGUUCCAAAGCAUAGAGUCUCUUUCGACGCUCGCCGACAUCGGGGAGGUAUUCUUGCUCGCCAGUCAGCACGGAUUCGCCGAAAUUGUCGAAGAAUGUCUAUCCGCUAGCCCAGCUAUCAUGGUUGAUGAUGUCGCGCUGGCCAGCUAUAGCGAUGCUGAUAACCGCACUGCUCUACAUCACGCUGCUGAACGCGGUUUAAAAGACAUUGUCGUUCUUCUCCUGGAUAAGGGAGGUGAGGUGCUGGUGGAUGCCAAGGACGAAUCUGCAAACACGCCUCUGGCUUUGGCCGCCCUCGCAGGAGAAGAUUCCGUUGUAGAGCUCUUGCUCAGCCGCGGCGCUGAUCCCUUUCUCAAGAUGGAUAGCAGCCGUACGGUGGUCAAUCUUGUGGCAGCAUCCGAUUCACCCUCUACGGAAGGCCAUUUGGCGAGCGUGAGACGACUCCUGGAGAAAGGUGUUGACCCCAAUGCAAAGGACGACUCGGAACGAGCACCGCUUCACUGGGCUGCGUUGAAUGGCAAAAUUGACCUGACUAGCCUUCUCUUGACCACACCUGGGAUUGAUGUGGACGUUAAGGGGAGAUGGGGUUGGAACGCCUUUCAUUUUGCAGCCGACUCUGGCAAGAGCGGCGAGGUCCAGGUGUCAGAGCUGCUGAUCCAAGCCGGGGUCGAUGCUCUGCUGGCUGAUGUGGACGAUUGGCUUCCCAUUCAUGUUGCGGCUCGCGCCAGCUUCGAUGUUGACCUUCUGCAGCUAUUGUGGGAACGCGGCCCAGAUUCGCUCAAAGCCAGAACCGAUGAUGGUAGAAUCGCCCUUCAUUUUGCCAGAGGGCGCCACAAGGCUUUGGAGUGGCUGCUCAAGCAUGGCUCUGAGAUUGACGCUGUGGACGACAACGGCGAUACGACCCUGAUGUUGUCGGCUAUUCGAGGGAGUGGGAAGGCAGUCCGUGUACUCCUAGAGCAUGGUGCAAAUCCAAUGCUUGUUCAUUCAGAGGGGGAGACUGCCUUGCACGAUGCAGCGUAUGCUGGAGUGGUAGAGGUGGGUGAGGCCCUUAUUCAAUUUUCAGGCAAGGAAGUUGUAGAGAAACUGGUGAGCCACAAAAACGAAGACAACUGCUCAGCGUUGCACGUUGCCAUCCGGGACCGGGAGCCAGCCUUUGCGGAGAUGUUGCUGGACUCCUUCUACGCAAAAAACACAGGUGCCGCCCUGGAAGACCUGAACAGCGCCAGAAAACGCAACGGCGAAACUCCGCUCAUAACCGCCGUUCGAAACGGCCAGAGAGGUGUUAUCAAGAAGCUCAUUGCUCUUGGCGCCGCCACAGAAACUCGAGACGACAAUGGAGACACGGCCUUGCUCGUGGCCGUUGCCAGUGACGAAGAGGACGCCAUUGCCAUCACGCGGCUCCUACUCGACCGGACCACCGAGGGCUGUGCCGAUCCCAAUACCGGGGGCGGGGUUCAUCCCACGGCGCUUUACAUGGCAGCUUCGCAAGGGAAGGGAAAACUCGUCGAGGAGCUCAUCAAUCUUGGUGCCAAUGUCAAUGCAGUUGGAGGGAAAUACCACACAGCUCUGACUGUCGCAGUAUACGCCGGACACGCUGAGGUUGCCGAGUUUCUCCUCGAGAAAGGCGCCGCCCAAGAGAUUCCCGACAACCCGCCGUUCAUCUUCACUCCACUGCAGGCUGCAAUAUAUUCUGACCAGAUUGAACUGGUUACCAAGCUCCUCGAAGCUGGCCAAGAGGAAUCUGUCGACUACCUGGACAGCCAGGGCCGCACUGCCUUGCACAUCGCGAUGCGGAUGGGCUCCACUGACAUGGUGUCUGCCUUAAUCGAAAUAGCCGCCCCCAAGCUUGACCUCAGGGACAAGCAAGGCCGCUCCUUGCUCCACCACGCUGUUCUAAGCCACAACUUAGAGAUUGUGGACAUCUGUCUUGACUUAGAAAAAUCCGGGUACGGUUUUGAACUCAGCGCCCCGGACAAUGAUGGCUGGACCCCUUUGCACUGGGCCUGUCGCACGGAUGAUAAUGAGGAAGUGAUUGCCGCCUUGAUCCAGGCGGCAAGGAACGAUGAUGUGGUUUUGAAAGCCACAAAUCACGGCUGGACACCUGAGAAUAUUUGCGCGUUUCACAGGAACGAAACCACCAAAACCUUCGUUGAUGCUCAAAUCAAAAGGAUUCACGAAGCCAAGUCGGAGAAUGAAGUAGCCGACCAGAAUUCAAACCUGGAAAACUCGAAGCCUGGCGACCCUACCGAGCUCGACGAGCACAUACAAAAAUUAGAGCCCUCAGUCAAUGAGUCUGAAGAUUUGGAAACGUCCAUGCAGGCGAAGGAGUCAGACAACCCAAAGCCCAAACCGUGGAAGGUAGGCUACCGCCAUACAGGUGUCCAUUGUGACGGCUGUGAGCUCUAUCCAGUUGUGGGAGUUCGCCGGCACUGCAAAAUCUGCAGCGAUUUUGACUACUGCUUCAAGUGCUUCUGGACAGCAGAAAAGACGCACCCAGGCCAUGAGUUUGACAAGAUCAAAGCUGGAGGGACUGGCCCAGAGCAGGAGCCCCAGCAGAUAGAAGAUUCAGAGAUAGAAGAUGCAGAGAUGGAAGAUGCAGAGAUGGAAGAUGCAGAGAUGGAAGAUGCAGAGAUGGGAGAUACUGAGACAGAAGAUACAGAGACUGAAACUAGCUCUGAUAAGACUUAG